AUGCUAUAUCUCGGGAAUCAUCUAGUUGCUUUCUUUACAUUUCUUUCAGUACCAGCCCUAGCAGAUUCUGGCGAUGACUUCAGCAACAACCUGUUUUCUGACCUUGCCCCGUUACUUGCAUUGUUUGGAGAGCGGGUGACAAUGCAAUUCCUAAGCCAGUCGAUGGGCUGGGCCGACUGUAUCAUCUUAGCGGUGGCGCCCCUUGGUAUUAUUACAACUAUCGUUAGUGCUAUCCGGGUUGACGGACCGCCUUGGCUGAAGGCUAUCAUAGGCAGGUCCAGAGAGAAUCUAUCAGCCGCUGAGAUGGAGCUUAUGUCAUCGACAUCUCAAGAAACUUGUGAGCUAUGGAACGGGAGGGAUAUUGUGAGAUGCCAGGGGAAAGCUCCUGUUACAGAGUUUAUCUGUCUUGCGCCAGUGGCAGGUAGUGGGACCAUCAAACGCAUCAGGUUCUUGAAGCUAAGUGAAGCAAUUGAUCAAAAGCUGGUGCGAAAACAGCAUGAACAGAGGGAUGAUAUCUCCAACAUGCUUGUCCCAUCAAAAUGGAGCCGCACAGAGCCCCAACGUGUCGAAGAGAGUAAUCAGAGCCCUGAAGGUGGUAUAAAAUACUUUUGGGAUGGCUUUAGAUCACACCGAAAGAGUAGGGACAUUGAAGUGCCGACGCCGAUAUUCCUCGAAAGUCGGACACCAGAAGCUCAAGCUCAGCCACCCUUGGCAUCUGAACUGAUUGUCCUGAGGAACACUACGACUCAUGCCCCAAAUAUCACCCUGAAUCGACAUCAUAAAGUCGACCGAGGUCAUUUAUACAUGGUUGCGAGCUUUGGGAUUCUCCUUCAAAUUGGAGUCCUGGUCUACUUUGGUUUCAUCACCUACUAUCCAACUUUGAAAUUCAAGAAAAACAACAAACAGGUACUUGGGUACGCCUUCCCUUUUGCAGCAGCUGGCACAGUACUCCUCGUCUUGGGGAUGCUUCUCUCCGCCCAUAUUGUCAAUCGUAGUACCACUGAGGAGAGAUAUGAACCAGCUCAAGGCCGUGAAAUCAGGAUGAUCUGGCUACAGCAGAAGCAGACGGUGAGUGAUCAGGUCUUCGGAUCAUUCGCUUUAUACCCUCGACGGUCUCCACAGGCUAUCACUACUUCAAAAAGAAAUUCGACCACCGAUUUCAAUCGGAGGCGUGACUCCGAAUCAUCAAUAGAGCCCCUAUUCAACGAUACGAGCUCAGCCUCCGAUCAAUCUCACGGAACACAAAAUGCAGCAUCAUCUUACGACUUGGAGUCGGUACCAGCCUUCACCCUUACUGUCUUUGCAACAUUAGUUUGUCUAGCUGGAUUCAUCAUCCAGUUUAUCGGCCUGAGAGCGAUGCAUUGGUCAGCGGCAGUGGGACAACUCAUCGCCGUCACAAUUAUGACCAUUCUUCGAGCUAUCAUCCGUCUAGGCUUCAUUGCCCCUUUAAAAUACUCCAAUUUGAGGGAUAGGUUUGAGCUUGAUGGGCUUGCUCUGGCCCUAAGAGACCCAAAGCUAGGCCCUGAUAGUGGACCAAUGAAUGACGAUCACAAUUUUGACUUCGGUCUCUCCAAACAUCGAACCUGGACGGUGGUAUUGAAAGGGGAUUCAGACAUCGAAACACCAGAUCAAGGUGACAAAUCUAAUCCAGGAGAACUCUCGGUAGAGCGACGAGGCAAUGAAGCACAAGAGAUCUUGGAAAUACGAAGACAUCUAGCGCAGCUAGCCGGAUGGGGUGGACCAGCUUCAAGAGAGGCAAACUCUCUUGCUGAGGCCAUUGAGGUCACGAUGAACACCUUAUGUCCGUGGGAAGCCUCUGAGCCACCUACUUGGAGCUGGACAAUUCAAGUCGAUACACGCGCAAAAAACGAGGACCCUAAAACAUUUCCCGUUUCUUUACACUUGAAGCACCUGAAAGGGCAGUGGAAGGCCCGUAUAGAUGAACUCGACUCAGUCUUAUCCUUGUGGCUUGCCUCGAUAGACAAAGAGCGAGAGUUGGCUUCAACUACCUCUAAGACAAAAAGGUUGGGGGACGAUGACGAAUGGUAUCGCAAGAAGAGUUCCCAGACUAGGGGCGGUCUGGUACUUCUGGGAGAGCGUACAAAGUAUUUGGAACAGGCAUUUGAAUGGUGGCUGCCAGCAGACGCACCAAAGCCUCUGGAGAUCAAUGAGAGCGAAAUCAAAGAACAAUACGAAGAGGCAUGGAGGGUUGUCGGUACGAAAUUUCGCGAGGGCUAUUACAAGUCAUCGCUUACUGAGUCCUCAGACGAAGAGGAAGAGCGCGAGCAGACGAAUGUCGGUGAUUCUGACGAAGUAGACGACGAGGACGAGGAGAGUUCUUUUGAUUCUCAAACCGUCAAACCGGCCACAUUCUUCUCUAUUUCGUCGAACGACAGCCUGGAGCAUCUUUUUGCUAGGCACAUAUUCCAUGCCUUUGUUUGGGCAGCUGUUUCGAGGAUGGAAGCCCCAAUCGAUCAACGUUCAGAGAUGGAGGUAGCGGGAACAGUAAUCCCAGGCGAAUGGAACAACAUCCGGCUUCGUGGCACUAUACUUGCUAGGCUAGUUUUAAACUGGAGAGCAGCUUAUGAGUCUUAUGACGCUUUGUUGGACCUCGCAAGUCAGUUUCGCGAAGAUAGUUUCACCUUCAGAAGAACGGUUGCGAUAGCGGUUGAGUACAUGCGAACCACAGCUUCAUUGCCUAAAAUACCAGAAAGUGGGGAGGAUCAAUUCUAUGAGGCACAGUCAAUCUAUGAGAAACUGUCACUGCGACUCAGCAACCGCGCGUACCUGCGGAUCCGGGAUGAUCUGGACAUCCUAUAUAAUCGACAGCAGCGGGGAUCAUUGAUCUCUAGGCACAAUGAUGGACACCAAUUCGAGAUCACCAGCUGCGGCUUUUCACGGUUACACGACCUAACAGCCUAUCGUAACUCUGAGAAUGAGCGUACAAUUCCGGUAAUUGAAGAGAUGCUUUCCAGAACUGGUCAUCUUGCUGAAACACGAUUGGCAUUUGGAGAGAUAACAGACGAGCUACAUAAAUAUGUUAGAAGUCAAGACAUCCUUGGAUGGACCCCGCUUCACUAUGCCGCAGCUUGGAAGAAUUAUGAAGCGCCCUACUGGAUAAACAGCUUGCUGGCCAAGGGGGCUGAUCUUGAUGCUACUGAUAUUCGAGGUUGGACGCCACUACAUUAUUCCAUUUGGAACCGCAAUCCCUGUGCCGCUCGGAAACUUCUCGAGCAAGGUGCAAAUACGAAAAUAGCAGGGGUUGAUGGCAUAACACCUUUGCACUGCGCCGCUGCAAAAAUGACGGCGCGUGUAGUUAAAGAGUUGAUCUCUCACCCUAGGCAGCGCGCGGAUCAAUUUGCUACGGACAACUUCGGUAGGAUUCCUAUCCACUUGGCAGCUCAAGAAGGCAACACGCAUGUUAUCGCCACUCUCCGCCUGAGUAUAAACGAGAAAGAUCGGCAAGGCCGGACAGCAUUUCAUCUGGCAGCUUUCAGCGGGCACAUGGAAACAAUUUCUAAGAUUGUCGAAUGUGAAACCAACUUGAAUGAGACCUUUGAGCCUUUUCAAUUUUCUCAAUCGUACACAGCCCUGCAUUGGGCUGCGCAGCAGUCUAAAAGGGAACUUGUGGCGGUGCUUCUCAAUUCAGGGGCUAAUGUUAAUGCAAGAUGCCGUGUCCAGAUGACCCCUUUACAUUAUGCAUGUCGUGAGAACAGUCUAGAGAUUGUUGAUAUUCUGAUCAACAGUGGGGCGGAUGCCAAUGUGGAAGAUCAAUACCAUUGCACUCCGCUAUGGGAUGCAGCGAGUUGUGGAAGACUUGAAUACGUUUUUAGACUUCUCAAGGUGGUUGAUAUCGAUAUCAAUGCUCGGCCUGGAACAAGACGUCAUGGGAGCCCCUUGAAAGCUGCGAUUGAGAGAGGUCAUGGUGACGUGGUAAGAGUCUUAGUUGAAAGUGGCGCUACAAUAAGUGAGGAUAUAUUAGAUUUUAUAGCGGGUUCAGAUAAAUCAACAAACCGUCACGGGGCGGAGGAGAGUGAAGAGGACGGUGACGACGACAGUGACGAGCAGGCGACGGGAGACGACAAUGGGGAGGCAGAAAGCGAGGGGAACAAAAAGCCAGGUCUCAAAAUUGAAGACAUUGAGAUGUAUAUACGUGCCGCCUUUUCACUUCGAAAGGCUUUCGAGGAGCAUGUUCCUGGAGAGAUGGGAGGUAUCAUACUAUCAGAGCUAAUACGACGGCUGUCCCCCCCAUAG
Molecule: messenger RNA, 4254 nt
Organism: Fusarium proliferatum ET1
Lineage: Eukaryota; Fungi; Ascomycota; Sordariomycetes; Hypocreales; Nectriaceae
Exons: 4
Coding region: 1-4254 (1417 amino acids)
Molecular function (GO): protein binding
Source: RefSeq, a predicted model, not a curated record